AUGAAGGAAGAAACCCAACAGUUUGAUGUGGCGUCCCAUUUUGUUAGCAUUCUUGAAAAGGACGAUAAUUUAUCUCCGGGUAUAGCAGCCAUAAAAACGCUUCUAAUGGUACUGGAAAAAACUAAAUUUGAUACGGUGCAGGAGUUUCAUUCGACUCUCCAGGCAGCUGUGGGAGCUAUGCGUAAAACGGACAAACCGAUGACAUCGGUCGUCUCCGGGACGGAGCUUUUCACUCGAUUCAUUACGUUGGCGAAGAUCGACGACAACACCAUGGACGAAGUGCGAAACAUUAUGCUGAAUAGGGGAAAAAUGUUUCUGGAAAAGUUGCUGGAAAGCAGGAACGUGAUUGCCAAGCAGGCCAUUACUUUCAUCACCGAAGGAUGCCGCAUUCUUACACACGCACGAUCACGAACUGUUCGAGAGGCACUGAUACUGGCGGCUCAAAACAACAAACGAUUCCACGUAUUUGUGACGCACAGUGCGCCAGAUCAUCAUGGCGAGCAAAUGGUGAGAGAGCUAGAAAAUGCAGGAAUCGACUGUACGCUAAUACUCGACACGGCCAUUGGGUAUGUGAUGGAAACGGUGGAUAUGGUGCUGGUCGGUGCUGAAGGCGUUGUCGAAAGCGGUGGCAUUAUCAAUCGUAUCGGUACUGUCACGAUGGCGAUCUGUGCCAGGGAGAUGAAGAAACCGUUCUACGCGUUGGUGGAAAGUUUUAAAUUCUGUCGACUGUAUCCACUAAACCAGCGGGAUCUACCGAAUGAGUACAAGUACAACAAGAAAAAUCUCAAGGAUACGGCAAAGGUACACCCGAUGGUUGAUUAUACACCGCCCGGAUACAUCACUUUACUGUUUACUGACCUCGGCAUUCUGGCACCUAGUGCUGUUAGUGAUGAGCUAAUCAAAUUGUAUCUGUAG
This is a messenger RNA of Anopheles marshallii, 915 nucleotides long. RefSeq names its product translation initiation factor eIF-2B subunit alpha (gene eIF2Balpha). The record is from RefSeq and is a predicted model, not a curated record. Lineage: Eukaryota; Metazoa; Arthropoda; Insecta; Diptera; Culicidae. The transcript is spliced from 6 exons. Gene Ontology annotation, molecular function: translation initiation factor activity; guanyl-nucleotide exchange factor activity. The coding region runs from base 1 to 915 and encodes 304 amino acids. Gene Ontology annotation, cellular component: eukaryotic translation initiation factor 2B complex. Gene Ontology annotation, biological process: translational initiation.